AUGUCUGAAUAUACCAUCAGAUCCAACUGUCCACCUGGUAGUGACAACUUAUUCGGCCCACGUGUCAGUGUUCAUUGUCGAGAUUUCGACUUCACUUUUUUGUUCGAAGAUGCAAUCUUAAUUCUUCCACCAGCUAUAAUAUUCUUACUGCUCAUUCCGGGCCGCAUUCGACAUCUUUCGCGACACCCGGCGCAGAGGCUUUUCCACAAGUCGGGAGUUUUCAAGAUUGCCUGUCUCGGUGCAUUGUGCAGUUUGAACAUCGUGUAUACCAUCGUGGGUAAUCGAAAUGAGCGGUUGCACACGGCAAUAUCCACGGUGGCAGGAGUCAUCAGUACGAUCGCCAUAGCUGGAGCCCUAUUGGUGUCGUUUCUAGAUGCACAACGGUUUGGGGCUUCUUCACUUCUUGAAAUUUACUAUGUCAUUCUUGUGAUCAUCUACAUUCCGCGACUACGUUCACUCUGGGUUUGUCCUGACAUUUAUCUUCCGCGGAAUCUGUGGACAGCGCAGUAUAUUUUGACUGUACUUGUUGCCAUUCUAGAAUCAUGUGAGAGAAAGCUUACCCCUGCUGGCUCGUUGAAGUCGAAAUACCUCAGGGAAGAAGCUCUUGGAUUCUGGGGACGUGGUCUCUUUGUUUGGAUCUUGCCCACUCUGAGGCAGGGUUACUCCAGCAUCCUCGAGGUUUCAAAUCUUCCCGAAUUAGACCCUUCACUCGGUGGUGACGAAGCCCGCAGUCGGUUAGAAAAGGCUUGGAGUCGUUGUAGACCGCGCUAUCGCCUUCUGAAAGCGAUAUUUGUUGCUUACGCUCGAGAAAUUCUGACGUGUAUCCCACCACGUUUGAUUUUCGGUGGCUUCACAUUUUGUCAACCCUUUCUCAUUCAAACCGCGAUCAAACUUUCGGAGCAAAGGUCUUCACCACCCACAAAGAGUUAUGGCAAAGCGCUCGUGGGAGCUUUUGUGUUGGUAUAUCUCGGGAUGGCUGUAUCGAAGGCAGUCUAUGCGCGAUUGGUCAAUCGUAUCAUGACUAUGACACGCGCAGGCCUCAUGUCCAUGAUUUAUCUUUGCACAACGAAAUUGAACAAUAGCAAACUUGGCGACUCGCAGGCAAUAACUUUGAUGGGAACGGACGUGGAGCGCAUAUGUAACAGUAUGCAAGCAUUCCAUGAAUGCUGGAUUUCUGCCAUCGAGAUAGGGGUGGCUGUUUACCUUUUGGAGCGGCAGGUUGGUGUGACGUGUGUGGUGCCGACAGUUGUCUCCCUAGUAUGUAUAUUGGGCACAAUUCCUGUAUCCAAGCGUAUCGUUCCCGCACAGAAGCAAUGGGUCGGUCGAGUUCAACAGCGAAUGACGACAACUCUAAAGAUGCUGUGGAACAUGAAGUCCAUAAAAAUGCUUGGGUUGACUGGGACUUUCGAUACAAUGGUUUCCAAUCUACGAGAAGUGGAGUUGAAGACAUCGGAGAUCUUUCGCAAGCUCUUAAUAUGCACUGUCACACUUUCGAAUUUACCGGCGGACUUUGCUCCUUAUGCGACAUUUCUGGUUUAUGCGAUUAUCUCCCUUGAAACUCAAAGUAGCUCGCUACUCGCCGACAAAGCCUUCACAUCAUUAUCGCUAAUUUCUAUCCUGACGGGCCAUCUACUAACGUUCAUCCAAUCGUUGCCGCAGUUUGCACAAUGUUUGGGUUGUCUGAUCAGAAUCGAGAAUUAUCUUUCCGAAACUGAUCGGGGCCCAGAAAAAGUGGACGGUCGGACAAGCGAGGAUUCGGUGCGCCAUAUUAACCAACUGGUGUCGCCAAAAGCACACAAUCUCUCCGCUGUACAUACGAAAGCUCAACCUGAAGAUGGGGUUCUCCUGUCAAUGGAAGGCGUUGACAUUUCCUGGUCGCUGGGUUCUGACCCGAUCUUCCAGGAUCUCAACCUGACCAUUAACAAGGGAAUCACUGCUAUAGUUGGCCCAUCCAGCUCCGGCAAGUCCACACUGGUUUGUAGCAUCAUGGGUGAUGCUGCGAUUGUUAAUGGCACUCCUCACGUGCCACUUUGCCCUGUAGGAUAUUGUGCGCAAUCGCCAUGGAUUCUCAAUGACACUAUCAGACACAAUAUUAUUGGUGUAAAUGGUCACUUUGACAAAAACUGGUAUACAUUCUGUCUUUCAUUGGCUGCCCUCACGUCUGACCUCGAAGCCUUUCCUGCGGGCGAUUUGCACCUGGCGGGUACUAAUGGGGGUUCCUUGAGUGGAGGGCAGAAGAAGCGAGUCGCCCUUGCUCGAGCUCUUUAUUCCCGGUCACCGCUUUUAAUCCUCGAUGAAGUCUGGAGUGGCUUGGAUUCAGAAAAUGCAAGACUUGUUGAAGAGAACAUUUUUGGGGACAAUGGCUAUUGUCGAAAAGCAGGGGUUUCUGUCAUAAUCACUGCUCAUGCGGUGCCUCCAUUUGUCGAUCAUGUGGUCGUUCUUCAGGGAGGGUCAAUUGCUGACUCUGGAUCCUACGAGGAUGUGAUAUCGCGAGUGCCAGCAAUCGCCCGCUGGAUGACUUCAGAAAUGACUGAAAUCAUGGAGCGCAUGGGCGAUAAAUCUGGGGUAGCCACUGAUGACAUUACAGUCAUAGCUGGAGCCAGGGCCAGGCCGAAGCAAACAACGCCUUCAUAUCCAACAUUGGAUCCAGAACAAGAUAAUUCCAGGUCUGAUGGCAGCUGGAGCACAUACCGGUACUAUAUCAACCGAGCAGGUAGAUGGAAAAUUGCGUGCUUUCUAUUAUGCUGUCUAUCCAGUGCCCUGUUUGCUAAUAUCGUCACUAUUUGGAUCCAGCGCUGGUCUGAGGCAAAUGCCAAACGACCAAAUUCAAACCCAGGGCUUGUACUCAUCAUCGGGAUCAUAAACAAUACAGCUUAUGCAUUGCACUCGGAUCUCUUAAAAACCACUCUGAAUGCCCCGUGGAGUUUCUUCUCGUCCACUGAUAGUGGCACGAUAGCCAAUCGAUUCAACCAGGACAUGGACCUCAUUGAUAUGAAGCUUCCAAUGUUUGCGAUUGGCUUCGCCGGAGUCAAGGCAAUACUCCUUUGUGUGGUCGGCAAAUACUUCGCUAUCACAAUGCCUUUCCUUUUACUCGUCAUUUGGUCCAUCCAACGGUACUAUCUCAGGACAUCAAGGCAAGUCCGACUUCUCGAUAUAGAAGCAAAAUCACCACUAUACACACACUUUUGCGAAACGAUCGCAGGAAUUUCUACAAUCAAGGCAUAUCGGUGGCAGGGCCAAUUCCAGAAGACAUGUGAUGAACAUAUAAAUACUUCACAACGACCGUAUUACUCGCUUCUGUCCAUUCAAAAGUGGCUGGCAUUUGUUCUUGAUCUUGUGGUGGCUGUGAUGGCUGUGGUGCUUGUCUCCAUCGCCACAUUUUUCAACGACAAGUUCAGUCCUGCGGAGAUCGGUGUCGGCUUGAAUCUGGUUCUCACUCUCAAUGACGCCUUAGCACAGGCAAUAUCCUCAUGGACGCAACUUGAGACCUCCAUGGGUGCAGUCAAACGCGUGCAACAAUUUCAAGAUACAACCCCAUCUGAACACCGUCCUUGGGUGGUGACCCCGUCUCUUCAUAACUGGCCCAGUCGAGGUGUUAUUGUCUUUGAUCAAGUUACUGCUUUUUAUGGUUGGAACAAGCCUCCAGCGCUCGCGAAUAUUAACCUCACAAUCAAAUCGAAAGAAAAGCUUGCGAUCUGCGGUUCAUCGGGAAGCGGCAAGACAUCGCUGGUUUUGGCACUGCUCCAAAUGAUAGAUGUUCGAUCAGGGAAUGUCUCUAUCGAUGGCCGCGACCUGUCGAGCUUACAGCCCAGUGAUGUCCGCUCGAGAAUCAAUGCCAUCCCACAAGAUCCAUUCUUUGUCCCGGGAACCGUGAGAUUCAACCUCAGUCCGGCCAUGAUCGCGAGAGACAGUUUGAUCGAGCCUGCGCUGCACAAGGUUGGCCUUUGGGAAAAGAUUUCCCGUAAUGGCGGUCUGGAUGCCGAUCUCCAGCCUUCGAACUGGUCAGCUGGAGAAAGACAGUUAUUGGCACUGGCACGAUCGUUGACAUCAGCCAGUCCGAUUCUCAUUCUUGAUGAAGCGACAAGUUCCGUCGAUACAGAGACUGAAAGAAUGAUGCAAAAAGUGAUAGAUGAGGAGUUUGCCGACCGUACUAUCAUUGCGAUUGUACAUCGGUUUGCCUAUAUUGAUCGUUUCGAACGUGUUGCUGUCCUUCAAGCAGGCAAGGUCGUUGAAUGUGACACCCCGAAAGCUUUACUCGCUAGGGAUUCAAGGUUCAGGGAACUAUAUUCGGCCUCGUUAGAACAGUCUCUUUGA
Molecule: messenger RNA, 4314 nt
Organism: Penicillium canescens
Lineage: Eukaryota; Fungi; Ascomycota; Eurotiomycetes; Eurotiales; Aspergillaceae
Exons: 12
Coding region: 1-4314 (1437 amino acids)
Biological process (GO): transmembrane transport
Cellular component (GO): membrane
Molecular function (GO): ATP binding; ABC-type transporter activity; ATP hydrolysis activity
Source: RefSeq, a predicted model, not a curated record